Molecule: messenger RNA, 3030 nt
Organism: Macroventuria anomochaeta
Lineage: Eukaryota; Fungi; Ascomycota; Dothideomycetes; Pleosporales; Didymellaceae
Product: kinesin-domain-containing protein
Exons: 2
Coding region: 135-2960 (941 amino acids)
Biological process (GO): microtubule-based movement
Molecular function (GO): ATP binding; microtubule binding; microtubule motor activity
Source: RefSeq, a predicted model, not a curated record
CUGGGGUGAAAAAGAAAACAAAAAGCAACUGCGCCCGGGUCGCCUGGCACUCCACGGAGCAACGCCUGGAGCAGUGUCAAUACAUGCAUCGUACAGCACAGUGAUUGCUCGUACUCACCACCACAGCCAGCAAUAUGUCUGGCAAUACGCUUCCUCGCCGCUCCAUCGCUCCUCCCACAGGUCCGCUCCCCUCUUUGCCAGUGCCGAAACAACGCUCGUCAAACGCCAGCCCCGCCAGUCUUCGAACACCCUCCAGCGGCCUUCCCAGUCCGUCAAACCGCGCCGUCUCGUAUUCCAAUUCGCCUUACCGUCCAGGCGCAGCAAAACACAUCACCUCCCCUUCCGUCCCGACAAUAGCAGCCGAACAUGCGGCAGGAGGGCCAGCACCUGGAAAGUCGUUGCGCAAGGUUGUCAGCAUCGGCGCGUUUCCGCAGCCACCCAAACAUGGCUUGCGAACCCCAAGCAGUCCGCUGGCGUCCAGUGCUUCCAUCAACGGCGACUCGGUAGAUCAGCGGUUAUCGACAGGCUCCAAAGCCUCGAUACCGUCAAGGAAAAGCAGUCUCAAGAAACCUAGAGCGUCAAAUAUUGGUGGAGGCAGGGGUCUGCUAUCAAAGUCACCACUGUCACCCCCGAGCUUCCUCAACGGCAACGGCAGCGCAGAGUCGGUCGCAGUAGACACCAGCCAUCUCAGCCUACCAUCUCCACCACAGAGCCGCAACUCCUCGCCUCACAGAUCGCGGUCAACGAGCGCAACUACCAUCGAAGAAGGCGACGACGAAGCAAGAGGGCGCAAAAACAACAAGACAGAUGGUGAAUCGACCAACAAGGGCAACGUUGUUGUCAGUGUGCGUGUGCGGCCAGAUGUAGGGCCAAAAGAUGGCCAGCAAGACCGAGAUUGGGAUGUCAACGGCAAGCGUCAUAUGGUCACAUACCACGGUCGUGACGGGGGUGGAGAUUACAUCUACGACAAUGUUUUUGACACCCAAGACAACAACGCUCGCGUAUACGAUGCUACGGCAAAACGACUGGUCCGAAGAGUGAUGGAAGGUUACCACGGAACCGUAUUCGCUUAUGGUAUGACCGGAACAGGAAAGACCUUCUCCAUGCAAGGAACAGCAACAAGUCCCGGUGUUAUCCCACUGGCGAUUACUGACAUCUUCUCGUACAUCCGCGAAACGCCAUAUCGAGAGUUCCUUCUACGUGUCAGCUAUCUCGAGAUUUACAAUGAGAAGAUAAAUGAUCUGCUAGCAGGACCUGUCAUUGGCAUGGGAGGCCAGCCCGGCCCACAAGAGGAGAUCAAGCUACGCGAGGACAGUAAGCGAGGUGUCUACGCAACGCCUCUGAAGGAAGAGAUCGUCCAGAGUCCAACACAACUCCUGCGAGUCAUCUCGCGAGGUGAUCAGGCGCGAAGGGUCGCCGGCACUCAGUUCAACUCUCGAAGUUCUCGCAGUCACGCCGUUGUGCAGAUUGUUGUGGAAAGCAGAGAACGCGCGCCCGGCCCUAGCCUAGCUGGUGAUAAACGAUCAGCCAUUAUACCCGGUGGUGUUCGUGUAUCGACACUCAGUUUGAUCGAUUUAGCCGGAUCGGAAAAGGCAGCCGAUGACAAGGAAAGACGAACCGAGGGAUCUCACAUUAACAAGAGUUUGCUCACUCUAGGAGCUGUUGUUGGUGGACUGGCGGGCAACAAGACGGGUAAAGACGGAAAGAAGGACAACCAUCUGCCGUACCGAGACAGUAAACUUACCCGUCUCUUACAGGGUGCUCUGUCAGGUAACUCGUUGGUCAGCAUUCUUUGCACAAUCCAGAUCGGCGCCAGCGGUAGCGUUGCAGCAUCGUCCAACCAUGCCAAUGAGACGUUGAACACCCUGAAGUUCGCGUCCCGGGCCAAGAAUAACAUCGUCAGCCAUGCAAAGAAAGCAGACGAUUCAUUGGGCGCAGGUGGAGAUGCAGGAAGCCGAGCACUGCUGGACCGUUACCGCCUUGAGAUCCAGGACCUUAAGAGGCAACUAGAAGAGGGCAAGAAAAAGGAGGACAAAGACGAAGAGGAAGAUGAGUUUAGACGAGACAGAGAGGAAGAGAGGGCGCGUGAGCAGCAAGACAAGCAGCGACACGAAGAGCAGAUGCUGGAAAUGCAGCUUGCUCGCACUGCCCUUAAGGAGCGUAUUGAGCACCUCAAUCGGUUGAUCUUGAGUUCGAAGUCACUCGGCGUCAACAACGGCAGGGCAUACUCAUCGAUGAGCCUCCAGCGUGCUUCUACGUUCAGUCAUGUCAGCGACUUCCGACCCAUGUCCGUACGAUCCUCUGCGAGUCACGCCACCCUCGAAGUGCCGCGCGCCUCGAUCCAGUCAUUCCCUUCGCCUGUAGAAGGGUCGGAGGAAGAUGACUCGGUUGGCGAGAAUGGGGACGGUCUUGCAAGUCAGGGUGUUCAAAUCCAGGCGUUGCAGGCUGAUCUUGCAGAUAGAAACCGCUACAUUGCCACUUUGGAGAAGCGACUCCUGCAGGCACGGAGGUCGAGCCACUCUCGCCUUUCCAUGUCGAUCAACUCAAGGCACGGAGAUAGCGAGGAUGGUGGUCUACUCGCUACCAUUGCUGAAAGGGAUUCCGAAAUCUCGACUCUGCGGGCACAGCUCGAAGACAAAGAGCGAAUGAUAACUGCGCUAACAGCAGCGCGAAAGAGGAAUGAUACUGCACACGACGUUGGUAGCGAUGGCUCACCAGGAAGCCGACGAACUUCCUCCUACCAGCGCAGCGAGGGCAGCAGCGUUAACAUACUACAUGCCAAGGGCCCAACAUCACCCACUAGUCCUAACAGUGCACCAUUCCUCCCUCCCGCACCCACAAACCCAGGAAAGAACAUCGAGGAAAUGACUCGUAUGCUAGACGAGAUGAUCACAGGCAGAGUCGAUAGGGCUGCAAGGCGCAGUAGCCUCAUGCCCGCCACAGAGGUCCGACGGCCUUGAACGCAUGCAAGGGCGCUUGAGACGCACAACUAUCAUACGACACUCGCAAACCGAGGAUUGCGAAUGCACA